This is a messenger RNA of Symbiodinium sp. CCMP2456, 1410 nucleotides long. NCBI's taxonomy places the organism in Eukaryota, Dinophyceae, Suessiales, Symbiodiniaceae. The record is from the annotation of a GenBank genome assembly.
GGAUUCACGCCGAAGCUGUUCAGCACCUUCACGCAGUUUGACCUCAACCUGAAAGAAGGCGCUGCCUCUGUUGAUGCCGAUGAGGCCAAGAAGCACAAGAUCCGGAUGUCAAUCAUGGAGGAAGAUCAGGAGAACAUGCCUUGGCUGCGCGGCAUCGUCGACCACCCGGGCUUCGACCUCUUCUUCGCAACCGUGGUGAUCACGAACUCCAUCUUCAUCGGGGUGGAAGUGCAGGAGAACCUCAGCAAUGACGGCUCCAACUCUGUCGCGGUCCAGGUGAUCAGAAAUGUUUACACCUUCCUCUUUACCGUGGAGCUCAUCCUGCGUGUGGGUGCCUACAGGCGGGACUUCUUCUGUGCCAGCGAAUGGAAGUGGAAUUGGCUUGAUGUUUUCAUUGUGCUAUGCUCUCUCUGGGAGGCAACGGUGGAGAUUUUGAGUUCCGUUCUCGAGAACAACGAUGCCCUCGACUCCGUCGCCGGCCUGACAGGGCUGCGGAUGGCGAGGCUCAUCCGCAUCACCCGCGUGGUUCGCGUAGCAAAGCUGGGAAGGAUCCUGCGCUUCGUGAUGGCCCUUCGUACACUGAUCCAGUCGAUCAUCUACACGCUGAAGUCACUGAUCUGGGCUCUGGUGCUCCUGGCGCUCAUUGUCUAUGUUUUCGCCGUUUUGUUCGCGCAGGCCGUGGGGGACCACGUCCUGGAUCCGAAUGCAGAGCCACUCCCAGAGGCCGCGGAGCGAUACUUCUAUUCGCUGCCCAUUGCCAUGCUCAGCCUCUUCAUGAGUAUCGCCGGAGGUGUCAGUUGGGAAGAUGUCAUCCAACCGCUGAUUGCCAUGUCACCUUUGUGGGCUUUCGUCUUCAUCUUCUAUGUGGCCUUCACGUACUUCGCAGUGCUCAAUGUGGUUACUGGUGUCUUCUGUCAGAGUGCCAUCGACAGCGCGCAGAGCGACCAUACGAUGGUGAUGCAGUCCAUCCUGGCAAACAAGGAAGCGCACGUCGAGAAAAUCCGGUACCUGUUCAGCGAGAUUGACGCAGAGGAUCGGGGGGUCAUCACCUACCAGAUGUUCGAAGAGAAGGUGAACGAUCAAGCCGUGAAGGCCUACUUCGAAUCCAUGGACCUCGACGUUUGGGAUGCUUGGUCUUUCUUCAAGCUUUUGGAUCUGGAUUCAGGUGGUGCCGUCGAGAUUGAGGAAUUUUUGAUGGGAUGCCUGCGCCUCCGAGGGAGUGCCAGGGCGAUGGACAUCGCGAAGCUCAUCCAUGACCAGGCAUGGCUCAUCAAGAACCAGAGCAGGUUCUGGACCUUUGUUGAGGUCGAACUUCAAUCGCUCCGGGAGCAGGUCCAGCACUUCGCACCGGUUCCUAUCGGUGGCGUCUCCGCCGCUGGAGUUUCUGUGGCAAGCUCCUACAGAGAGUGA